AAAAAAAAAAACAAUCAAUUUCCUUCUUCUUAACGCCAUUCUCUCUAUCUUUUGUUUUAUUUUAUUUUUCUCAGUAUCUUAAAGCUGCUUUUUUCAGUAAGCAUUGUUCUCCCUGUUUCUUUCGUCUUCUCUCUUACACCUUAGUGUCUCUUGCGCGCUUUAAGACCACAAAGGGGAAGGAAGGAAGCUUAACGAUAAGCUCUGUCGUUUCAGUUCAGUGACGGAGUCGAAGAAAUGGAGAGAAAGCAGGGCUUUUUUUCGGUGGUGAGGGGGUUGUCUCCAAGUCGAUCGCGACCCAAGAGUCCGGCGAGGAGUGCGUCACCAAUGUCGAGCUUGCUGCGCCGUAGAAGGAGCAACAACCACCAUGUGUCGCAGCCGGAGCCGUUGAUUUUUAGGUCUGGGAGCUUUAGGCCGGCGGAGGCUUUGUCGCCGUUGAAAGAAGGGCCCGAUCCGGAUGGAACGGACGGUGGAGAUUCGAGGAUGGAAGGUAGGUGGGCCCAGUGGAUGAAGGGUCAGCUGGCACGCGCUCCUUCUGUUUCGACUUCAACGUGUAAGCGGUCCGAUCUGAGGUUGUUGCUUGGAGUCUUGGGUGCGCCGCUGGCGCCGGUGCACGUUAGCACUUUGGAGCCUUUGCCUCACCUCAGCAUUAAAGAUACCCCAAUUGAAUCUUCAUCUGCUCAAUACAUAUUACAGCAGUAUACUGCUGCGUCAGGUGGGCAAAAGCUUCAAAACUCCAUCCAUAAUGCUUAUGCCAUGGGAAGGGUGAGAAUGAUAGCUUCUGAGUUCGAGACGGCUAACAAGGUUACAAGGAACCGGAAUUCUUCUAAAGCUGCAGAGUCAGGUGGGUUUGUCUUGUGGCAAAUGAAUCCGGACAUGUGGUAUGUGGAGCUUGCACUUGGAGGUAGCAAGGUUCAUGCAGGGUGCAAUGGCAAGCUUGUGUGGAGGCACACUCCUUGGCUUGGUGCACAUGCAGCUAAAGGGCCUGUUAGACCACUGCGCCGUGCACUUCAGGGUCUUGAUCCAAGAACAACAGCAAGCAUGUUUACGAAUGCAAGAUGCAUUGGGGAAAAGAAGAUAAAUGGGGAGGACUGCUUUAUCCUCAAGCUGUGUGCAGAUCCUGCAACAUUGAAGGCCAGGAGUGAAGGACCCGCUGAGAUCAUAAGACAUGUUUUAUUUGGCUACUUCAGCCAGAAAACUGGACUCCUUGUGCACUUGGAAGACUCACAUUUGACUAGAAUUCAGAACAAUGGGGGUGAUGCUGUCUACUGGGAGACUACAAUCAAUUCAUUCCUUGAGGAUUACAGGCCUGUUGAGGGAAUAAUGAUUGCUCACUCAGGUCGCUCUGUAGUGACCCUUUUCCGCUUUGGUGAUACUGCAAUGAGCCACACGAGGACCAGGAUGGAAGAAGCAUGGGCAAUUGAAGAAGUGGCAUUCAAUGUCCCGGGCUUGUCAAUGGACUGUUUCAUUCCCCCAGCUGAAAUAAGAUUGGCUUCAAUUAGUGAAGCCUGUGAGUUCUCUCAAGGUCCAAGGGUAAAAACUACUGUGGCUACUGCACCAUAUCGAGCCAAAGUUAAUACACUAGAUAAAAGCUCAUGACCCAGGUGGUAACAAUUCAAUCUGAAGAGGGAUAUUAAAGAAAAGGGGUUUUGGCUAAGUAUUACACAACUUGACUAGAUGUAAUAGUUUUACUUGACUAACUAAUUAGAAGGUAAAGACGGGAUUCUAGUUGUCUAUGAGAAUUUUGUAUUGGAUCAAUGUCUCUUUGAAUUUGUAAAUAGAGCACAAUGAUCGUAAUAUUUUCGCAGGUUAAUACCAAUGUAGUUUUUAUCCCCCAAAGGAAUGCCAUUGUGGAAUCAGGACUUGCUUUUUCCUGGA
Molecule: messenger RNA, 1875 nt
Organism: Theobroma cacao (cacao)
Lineage: Eukaryota; Viridiplantae; Streptophyta; Magnoliopsida; Malvales; Malvaceae
Source: RefSeq, a predicted model, not a curated record